This is a messenger RNA of Halichondria panicea, 999 nucleotides long. RefSeq names its product lectin L6-like. The coding region runs from base 59 to 790 and encodes 243 amino acids. NCBI's taxonomy places the organism in Eukaryota, Metazoa, Porifera, Demospongiae, Suberitida, Halichondriidae. The record is from RefSeq and is a predicted model, not a curated record. The transcript has a single exon.
AGCAGAAUGAAUUAAUAUAAGAGUGUGAUUCAUUCAAUUUUUCUGGUUGGAGAAAGCCAUGGCAUUCAAAUUUUCCCUACUAGCUUUGUUUAUGCUUGUGGUGUACACCUCGAGUGCUUGUUGCUUAUCAGUUGGAGGAAACCUGAAGCACAUUUCAGCAGGCGUGGCCUACUUGUGGGGCGUCAACAAAAACGAUCAAAUUUCCCGAUGUGAACGACCCUGCAAAAAUUGGGUGAAAGUUGGUGGAAGUCUCAUGCAGAUUGAUGUUGGAGAUGACGAAGUGUGGGGAGUGAAUAAAGCAAAUCAAAUCUUCAAGAUGGCUGCAGAUGGAACUGGUGGUUGGCGACGUAUCAGUGGUAGCCUAAAGCACGUAUCGGCAUCCGGAAAUGGUUACAUCUGGGGAGUGACUAAGAACGAUGAUAUCUUUAAGUGCAGAAAACCAUGCCUUGGAAAAUGGAUUCGCGUUGGCGGGAAGCUCAAGCAAAUUGAUGGUGGUCAUAAAUAUGUGUACGGUGUCAAUAAGAACAACGAUGUGUUCUCUAUGCGAGUGGACGGAACAGCUGGUGGCUGGAGACAUAUUCCUGGUCAGAAGCUAAAAUACGUGACUGCUUCAGGAACGAAUGACAUAUUUGGAGUGAGCACCAACAAUGAGAUUUUCCGAUGCCCAAAGCCAUGUGUUCAAGGAGAAUUUGAGAAGAUGCCUGGGAAAAAAGUGGAGCAAUGUGAAGCUACUAUAGAUGGGAUCUUCGGAGUCAGCUCUGGAUAUUUCCACACUGUCAUUGGAAAGUGAAAAUCAAAGAACAUGCAUGAACCAUUGCAGAAUGAUGCAAUUUGGGUAGAUCUAAGUAAAAAACAAUAAUUAGCUAUAGUUAUAAUUAUGCUGCCAUAAUAUAGAGUAUGAGAGUCAUACAAAUUGUAUAUACUUGAACAUUGUAUUUGUAGUGUUCUGAGUGAUUAUGCAUGGUUAUUGUGUAAUUAUUGUGAUGUCAUCUUCUUGCA